Corythoichthys intestinalis (scribbled pipefish) is the source of this 4757-nucleotide messenger RNA. RefSeq names its product WASP homolog-associated protein with actin, membranes and microtubules. NCBI's taxonomy places the organism in Eukaryota, Metazoa, Chordata, Actinopteri, Syngnathiformes, Syngnathidae. The transcript is spliced from 11 exons. Gene Ontology annotation, molecular function: Arp2/3 complex binding; actin binding. Gene Ontology annotation, biological process: endoplasmic reticulum to Golgi vesicle-mediated transport; Arp2/3 complex-mediated actin nucleation. Gene Ontology annotation, cellular component: cytoplasm; endoplasmic reticulum-Golgi intermediate compartment membrane. The coding region runs from base 107 to 2404 and encodes 765 amino acids. The record is from RefSeq and is a predicted model, not a curated record.
CUUUUCUCCCCUCCUUAAAUGCAUCUCACGUCACGCAAAUGGUGGACAUCGUGAACACAGCACCAGCUUGUAGGACGAGGCCCUCGUCCAAACAUCGGCUUUGAAAAUGUCUACAGUCGAUUGUGAGCGCCCGGACAGCUUGGACGAGUGGGUCGCGGUCAAAAGUAACAUAUUUGAAGAAGCCGAAGUGUUUAAAUUGGGUUUUAUCGUCCAGUGGAACGUCAUCGAAUGCAAGUUCGCAGUCACCUGCCACAACAGGACAUUACAGCGGCGGCGACGAAAAGAAGAGUUCGGGCUAGCUGGUGGCCUUCAAAGCAGUUGGGCAGGACUCUUCUCAGUGAACGACUUAAAACACAUCCACCAGCAUCUUACGUGUGUAAGCGAUGUGUUGGCGGCUUGUUUUCCCGAUUUGUCCGACUUCGAAGACGGCAACAUUUGGGAUUUGCUCUUCCCGAGUCGGAAGUGCGGUUCGGAUGACGCUCAGAGGGACUCGGACGCACCGUGUCGAAAGCUGGAGAAGUACUUCAGCACAGCCAUUGACGUUUGCGGGAGGACCAUAGUGCUCGACACGCUUUUCUCGCAGGACGAGAAGGACGUGGACGACUACUUUGAGAACCUCCAGGAGUUCAAAAGGAAGAGCAUGCACGACGAGAUGUCCAGGGCCAAAGAUCACUUGCGGCAGCUGCUGCAGAGUCACGACUGUGCCGACCGCAUGGUCGCGCUGCUCGCCAUCUACGCGCAAGAGGACGAGGCAUACCAGGAGCUGGUCACUGAGGCUACGUCCUUCUUCCAGUAUCUGCUGCAACCGUUCAGAGACAUACGAGAGCUGGCCUGUCUCUAUAAAAUGGAAAUCCUGAAGUCCAUGGAGUUGGAUGAUUUGGGUCCUAAGAGGAUUGAAGCACUAGAGAGGGAAGCGGAGGAGUGGAGGGCCAAAGCGGAAGACGCGGUCGCUUCCAUUCAGGAUAUCACAGUCACCUACUUUGCACAGACGUCCAAGGCUCUGACUGGUAUGGUCAAGCAAAUGGAGGAGGACAAGCAUCGCUUCGGUGCCGCCGCCUGGGCGUCCGCUGCUCCCCGACUGGAGAAAUUGCGUGUCCUGUUGGCUAAAGAAGCCUUGCAGCACAUGAGAUCAACGGAAAUGUGUUUAAACAGGAAGAAAGCCAGCAUUAAAAAAGAGUUCGUCAGCUUGUACGGCAAAGACCGGACCGGAACGGGUGACUCUGGUUCUGCGUCGGACCAAAAUUCCUUGGACCGACUUGAGUUACAGUUCUACGAAACGCAACUGGAACUGUACAACACCAAAUUUGAAAUCCUGAAAAAUGAAGAACAGCUGCUGGUGACACAAACGGACUCCCUGCGACGGCAGAUCCGAGAGCUGAAGGAGGAAGUGGUGUAUUAUGAUGUGUGUGAGGAUCCUGAGGAGCUUCACAGCAUGGUCCACACAGGACUUCAACACACAGAGCCUCCAGCUGUCCGUCAAUUGAAAAGACGUUUGCAGAACCUGGAAACCAAAAGAGGCGCUAUCUGCGCUCAGCGAGCCAGACUGCGCAACAAAAAGGACCAGUGCGUGGAGGCCCACGAGCAGAAGCAACUUGCGGCUGAGCAGAAAUCCAUGGUCUUCGCGCAGCAUCAUCAGGUCCACUUGAAACGAGAGAAGAAAAAGGAGGAGGAGCAGAGGAGGAAACAGUGGGUGGACCAGGAGCGAGAGAAGACUCUCAGCAGAUUAAGAUCUUUCAGAGAGAAGCAGCAGGGUCAAUAUGUGCUGAAGACCUCUCAAUACCGGAAAUCGACUAAGAAGUCAUCUCCUCCGACGUCCCAGCCGCUGUCCUUAAUCAACCUCAGUCCUUCUCUCACCUCCGACGAGCUUCCAUCCAUCCGCGCUGCACCUUCGCUCAAAUAUGGUCAACCCGGAGACCUUCCGGUUGAAAUCUUCUUUUCGUCGCCGCCUCCUUACAGUGGAGCCGUGAUGUCACCGCCGACUCGUCCUCCACCGCCGCCACCUCCUCCGCCACUUCCACCCAUGAGCACUUCUCAUGAGGAAAAACCAAUGCCGCUCAGAGAAAAAUCUCAACUUCCAGCCAGGAACACACUUACUCAAAACAUAGGAACCAUGGAUGAAGUGCUGGCCUCGCUGCAGAGACUUCGAAAGGCCUCCGUACCCGGGACGCCUCCUCCCCCGCCGGCCGGGGAUCCCAGAAGCAAUCUCAUGUUGGCCAUCCGGCAGGGGGUCACCUUGAAAAAGGUUCUACCGUCGCCGUCGCCUUCCGGUAUCCACGUCGGCAGCCACGACAAUGAGUUGGAGAAAAGCAUCAGAGCCGCCAUGAUGAGGAUGAAGAAGGUGGCGGCUGACUCUGACGAUGAUGAUGAUGACUAUGACGGGCACAACGGAGACUGGGAUAGUUGAGGACGUGCAAGCACACACAUAAAUCUGAUCUUCCAAAUUUGUGUAACGGAAGGAUACAAAUUAAAAUGGAGAAUGAAGCUCCAGUAUUAGGAAAUGAAGUUGCAAUACAAGUUUGAAUUUCGGAAAGUUUUUUCAACUAUGUGCCUUGCAAUUGACUGGCGACCAGUCCAGGAUGGUGGCGACCUGUCACUCAGCUAGCACAUUCACUGACACUGAAGCUUAGCGUGUAGACGAGUACCUUUUGUGCUGCUUCCUCUCACCAUUACAUGUUUUUUAUGUGGGCAGAAAGCUUUGUUACACUGGUUUUUCUUGCCCUUUUAUUAAAUGCAGGAUUAUGAAUGUGUUUCUACCCAAGAAAUGUAUGCUUUGGGUAAUUAUUUGACCUGCUUGCACUGACCGUUCUAUUUAGUGCAUAUUGAGGCAAGGCACACAUUUUUACAAUUGGAAAAUCAAAUGUAAGAUAAGUGUAUAAAGUGGUACCUUGAGAGAGAUUUGUUCCACGAGCUCAAAAUUGAAAUUGCGUGUGUGUGGGAGGGGGGGAAUUCCGCCACUGGAAAAACCACCACCAAUUAUCGUUACUCGUCUUACCAAACAAUAAUGGCAAUAUAAAGUAAAAAGUAAAUAAUCAAAGAUCUCAGUUAAGACAAAAUUGUCAGCUCUGGUUGGUCAUUUGAUUAGUUCAGUAUAGGGCCACUUCAGUUAUUUUGAAAGCUGACUAACCCCAAAAAAUUAUGGGGCUCAGCGGCACCCGCUGCUCGGUAGGGAAAGAAACUAGAGUGCCAGAAGUCAAGUCUCCAAACAGGCAGCCACAAUUGGGUCGGGGCACCAGAAAUAGAAGCUCUAGUUAUCGCAAGUCGUUUUUAAGAAAGCAAGUGUCACUAGGAUGAUUAUGAAAGUCUCCGGUUCAACUUGGAACAGCGGAAAGAAAAUUGAAAAAUGCCUCCCGCGGAUGUUAAUACGACAAGAUCACCGAUUUGCAGAUUUCGCUGUCAAUCAAAAAGUGAUUCAGCCUCAGAGAGAUUAAUCAUUCAAUCAUUAUCAUGCAGAAAACCAGAGCGUCCGGAGCAGCCGAUCCCCGCCCACUGCCCAUAUACCCCACAUGCCCAUAGAGCACAUUUAGGGGUCGUUUACAUGGUGACAGCAAGACGCAACUAUGCGUAAAUGCCUAUAGCAAAAACUGAAGGCGAAGACACAAACUUUUGAUUCCGGCCUCCGAAGCGGAACGAUUCAAAUGCAGGGAUCGCUCCGCAGUGUCAGCAAUAAAAUUAACUUACAACUCAUAAUAAUAAGUUGAAAAUGGGCAUUUUUGGCUUCCCAUCAUUUUUGAAGGGAAUUCUAAAUCAGGCUUCUUAGGACAGCUAUAAUUUUAACCAAGAUCAUCACCCAUUGAAUAUGGUAGGCCCGCCGGUGUAUCCUCUGAUUUACAAUUGGUGUCUUUAGUGGGGCAAAUUGAAACUCCACUCACUUAAAAUUACGUAUAUAUAUCUCGCCUUUUCGGUCCUCAGGUGGUUUUGGCCAAUCAAAGCAAAUGACCGUCUAAAAUGCUAGUCACAUGAUCUGUUCGAAAAAUAAUUUUUGACCCGUUCUAAUUUUUUUUUUUUUUUUUUUUUUGUUCAUUUCAUUCAUUUUUGCAUUACAACUUAUAAAGACAAUAUUUUACCUGAAAACUCUAAAUUUUAAAUCGUAUAUAGGAAAGUCAAUUACAUGCAAUGACACUUUUCGACCAUCCAACGGGGCCAUGCCUUAAACUUGGCGUAUGGUGGAUGCCAUUGCUUCAAGUGGGCGGGUAUGUUGUCUCCAGCGCUGAGGAGGUUAUUGUCUGGGAGUGCAUCAUUGGCUGUCGCCUUGUAAAACUGCACUGCCCUCUAGGGCCUGACAUGAAUGAACUACAUCGUUCUCAUGCGGGAUCGCAACAUUGUUUGAAUGGAGAUGGAACCAUGUAAAUGCAACCAUGAAAUUUUUCGUGUUAUUGGAACGUCACCAUGUAAACAGGCCCUUAAUGACGUGUACACACAACAGUAUGCAUUUGAUCCCUUUUUUUUUUUUUUUUUUUUUUUUUUUUACAUUUGCUUCCCUUGCACUUUUAGAGCAAUCUACGGUAGUUUAGCUCAGCGGUUGGAGAGCUCGACUCUCAUUUCCUGGAGUGAGGCAUGGAUUUACAACAGCAUGUAGGAUCUGCCAUGAUAGGGUUAGCCCUAAGCGCGCUUUUCUUCGUACAUGGACGACACAUAUGCUUAUUAAAUUCAUUUUGGGCAAAUUUAAUCGUUGGAUAUUGUUUGCAACCCUGGUUCAGCAUUGACAUCUUUGUCGAGCAAAAAAAAAAAAAAAAAAAAAUACAACCCCUAACUUGUAA